AGUAGUAAGUAUAAAAACAAAAGAUUCGAUUGUUCUGAUAUCGGGACAUGAUUAGUAGUUUACAGUUACGGCAGGUUAGUGAAGGCUAGAGGUGUGAUUAAAGUUUUGUUUACUUUGUCACCCCACAAAAAAACAAAUUGAAAAUUUAAAGAUAUCUUUGUAAAUACAUCAUUUGUUAAAAUGGGCGAUAGUGAUGAUGAUUGUAAAUUUGAUUUGACCAACGUUUUGUUCGGAAACAUCGAUGAAGAGGGAAACUUGGAUACAGACGUGUUUGACGACGAGUCAAAACGACACUUGUCUUCGCUCGCAAGGCUUGGUUUCGAUUCGUUUUUGAGCGAGAUCGUCGAAAACGAAGAGGACAGCGAAGCUGACGUGAAACUGGAAGAGGACUUCACCGUCAAAGACUCGGCCGCUGUCGAUUAUUCGGACAUAAACGAGUUGGCAGAGGAUAUUUAUGUAAAAGAGGAAAGCACGAGCGAUUAUGAUGCCGAUGAUGAAGGUAUGCCGUUUGCUACUGAUGCAGACCUCAUGCCGCCACCUCCUCUGCCUGACGGGAAGAGUCCCGAAGGCGAUGAUGACAAAAAGAAACUGGACACUCCUCUUGCAGCUAUGUUGCCUUCCAAGUACUCGGGAGUCGAUGUGGGAAAGUUAUUUCCAGACUUUCGUGUUGACAAGGUACUACGAUUUUCAAGAUUGUUCGGUCCAGGGAAGCCGAGUAGCUUACCUAACUUGUGGAGAAAUGUUAAGAAGCGGAGGAAAAAAAAGAGGACCAGUAGAGAUCAACAAAAUCAAAACUCUGACUCUGGAUCAGAUACAGACAUCCAAAGACCCAAAAGAGGUUGGUCUUUCAACCACAAAUCUUCAGAAACACCAGCGGAAUCACUUCAAUCAGAUGAUGAGGUUAAGUUUUUGCAAACAUAUGAAGCUAAAGAUGUAACUAAAAAGCCCGAGAAUGGUGAAAACAACGAUGUUGGGCCAAAAGUUGCAGAUUGGAGAUUUGGUCCUGCUCAGCUUUGGUACGAUAAGCUGAAAGUACCAGAAACUGGAGACGGCUUCAAUUAUGGCUUCACUCCAAAUGAAAAAGUUGAGGAAACAGCUGAACAACAUAAAAGUUGUAACUAUUCUGAUGACGCUUUUCUUAUGGUUAGUCAAUUGCAUUGGGAAGAUGACAUUGUUUGGAAUGGUGACGACAUUAAAAAUAAAAUUUUGCAAAACUUAAACAGCAAAACUAAUGCUGCAGGCUGGCUUCCAAGCAGUGCGAAUAGGACAGCACAAGCUUUUAGCCAGCCUGGGAAAGGACUGCCACAUAUCUCAGGAGUUCGGCUUGCUAGUAAUCAAAUGGCAAAUCAAAUAGCAAGCAAACAGCAACAAAACAAACCAGCACAUGCUGCUAAUAAAGGGCGUUUAGAAGAUAAUACUGAUGACACUUGGUAUUCUAUAUUUCCUGUUGAAAAUGAAGAACUUGUUUAUGGUACUUGGGAAGAUGAAAUAAUAUGGGAUUUAGACUCCAUGAUAUCAAUUCCUAAACCUAAAAUUCUCACUCUUGAUCCAAAUGAUGAAAAUAUCAUUUUAGGUAUACCAAAUGAUGUUGACCCUGCUAAGCAACGGUUAGAUAAUGCUACUCCAGUGAAAGUAAAAAUACCACAUCCACAUGUAAAAAAAUCGAAAAUAUUACUUGGAAAAGCAGGAGUCAUUAAUGUGCUAGAGGAAGAUUCACCACCUCCAACUCCAAAAUCACCUGAUAGAGAUCCAUUUAAUGUUUCAAAUGACAGCCAUUAUAUGCCAAGAUCAUCAGACACUGCUCUGAGAUUGAAAGUUAGUGGUGGUAACUUGAUUCAACAUUCAACACCAGUUGUUGAGCUGAGGGUACCCUUUAUUCAAACGCACAUGGGCCAAGUAAGGCUUAGAAAUUUUCACAGACCACCGAUGAAGCGGUUUUCUCAUGGAGCCUUAGCUCAUCCAGGACCACAUCCAGUACUACCACUACUCAAGCAUAUUAAAAAAAAAGCAAAGUUAAGGGAACAAGAAAGAGCAGCAUCAGGAGGUGGUGACGUUUUCUUUAUGCGGACCCCAGAGGACCUGUCAGGCAAAGAUGGUGAUUUGGUUUUGGUUGAAUUUAUUGAAGAACACCCUCCUUUGAUAAAUCAGGUUGGGAUGUGCACUAAAAUAAAAAAUUAUUACAAAAGAAGGGCUGGAAAAGAUAAUGGCCCCCAAGAAUAUAAAUAUGGGGAAGUUGCAUAUGCUCAUACGUCACCAUUCCUUGGAGUUUUACCUCCAGGAAAAUCUAUUCAGGCAUUAGAAAAUAAUAUGUAUAGAGUACCAAUAUAUGAACAUAAAAUUCCUACAACUGAUUUCUUAAUUAUAAGGACGAGACAUCAGUAUUCCAUACGUGAAAUGGAUGCAUUAUUUGUAGCUGGACAAUUAUGUCCUCUGUAUGAAGUACCAGGGCCUAAUUCAAAGAGGGCUAACAAUUUUGUCCGUGAUUUCCUACAAGUUUUUAUUUACCGUUUGUUUUGGAAAAGCCGCGACACCCCACGUAGGAUACGAAUGGAUGAUAUCAAGAAAGCUUUCCCUUCACAUUCAGAAAGCAGUAUUAGAAAGCGUCUGAAACUUUGUGCUGAUUUCAAGAGAACAGGUACUGAAGAGCUAAAAUCCCGUAUUCUGAUCCAUAAUCCAAGAAACAAUUCCUAUUCCUACACAAAGAGACGAAACAGCAUGGAUUCAAAUUGGUGGGUCAUCAAACCAGAAUUUCGUCUCCCUACUGAAGAGGAAAUCCGUGCAAUGGUUUCUCCAGAGCAAUGUUGUGCAUACUUUAGUAUGGUGGCUGCAGAACAAAGGCUCAAGGAUGCUGGGUAUGGAGAAAAAUUCAUUCUUACACCUCAAGAUGACGAUGAUGAAGAUCUUCAGCUAAAAAUGGAUGAUGAAGUUAAAGUUGCUCCUUGGAACACGACUAGAGCAUAUAUACAAGCUAUGAAAGGAAAAUGCCUUCUUCAACUUACUGGACCUGCUGAUCCUACUGGUUGUGGCGAAGGUUUCUCAUACGUGAGAAUGCCAAAUAAACCAACACAAAGUAAAGAAGAACAAGAAGCACAACCAAAGAGAACUGUUACUGGAACGGAUGCUGACCUCAGAAGACUAUCUCUGAACAACGCUAAGGCCUUAUUAAGGAAAUUUGGUGUCCCUGAAGAAGAGAUUAAAAAAUUGUCAAGGUGGGAAGUUAUUGACGUUGUACGAACGUUAUCUACAGAGAAAGCAAAAGCUGGUGAAGAAGGCAUGACAAAAUUUUCCAGAGGAAAUAGAUUUUCUAUUGCUGAACACCAAGAGCGGUACAAAGAGGAAUGUCAGAGGAUAUUUGACCUUCAAAAUAGAGUAUUAUCUUCUUGUGAAGUAUUGUCAACAGAUGAAGGCGAAAGUUCUGAUGAAGACAGCUCCGAUAUUGAAGAAAUGGGAAAGAACAUUGAAAAUAUGUUAGCUAAUAAAAAAACUAGCACUCAGUUAUCACUGGAGAAGGAGGAACAAGAAAGGCAAGAACUACGAAAACUCCUUAUGAUGAAAACUAUUCAAGAUCAAGACCCAAGAAAACUAAAAGAUAAAAAGAAGGAGGAUGAGGACACCUCAACUUCAAAUACUUUUGCUAAUCAUCCUGGUCGUGUUUUAAGGAUAUACAGAACAUUCAGAGAUACUGAUGGGAAAGAGUAUACUAGACAAGAAGUGGUUAGAAAGCCUGCAGUAAUUGAUACAUACUUAAAGAUCAGGAGUACCAAAGAUGAAGCAUUCAUUAAACAAUAUUCAACAAUGGAUGAUCAAUUGAAAGAAGAAAUGAAGAGAGAGAAGCGAAGAAUACAAGAACAACUAAGAAGAAUCAGGAGGAACCAAGAACGUGAAAGAAUCACUGGCGGCUCAACUUUUAAUCGUCCUUCAUUAUCAUCUGCUACAUUGGCUGAACAAACAACAUUAUCCUCAACACUUUCAACAACACUUGAAGGUACAUUAAGGGAAGGAUCUCAGUCACCUCCUCUUUUGAAGUCAGGGUUUGUUAGGAACAGACCUCCAUUAUCGAAUCCUACAACCCCACCAACACCAAAGAGAAGGAAACCUAGUAAGAUAAAACCAGAUGUUAAACUUAAAUGUGGUGCUUGUGGUCAGGUUGGCCACAUGAGAACAAACAAAGCGUGUCCAAUGUAUUCUGGUAUGGACAAACCUCUUCCACCUAUGAGUGUAGCACUCACUGAGGAGCAGGAGGAAGAAUUUGAGAAACAGUUGAAUACUGAUGAUGAAGAUCUUGUCAAUGUUGAAGGAACAAAAGUGAAAUUGUCAUCUAAACUACUGAAACAUGCUGAAGAAAUGAAAAGGAGGUCACUCCUUCUUAAAGUUCCUAAGGAAGCGAUGAGUUCGAAAAAAAAGAGAAAGCCUGCAGCAGAUAUUCAUUGUGAUUAUCUGAAACGCCACCAGAAACCUGCAAAUAGACGAAGAACUGAUCCAGUCGUAGUGUUAUCGACACUAUUAGAAUCUAUUUUGAAUGAGAUGAGAGAUUUGCCAGAUGUGCAACCGUUUUUGUUCCCAGUAAAUGCAAAAGUUGUUCCAGAUUAUUACAAAAUUGUGCAAAGACCAAUGGAUCUUCAGACUAUAAGGGACAAUUUACGUCAAAAGAAAUAUCAAAGUCGAGAAGAAUUUUUAGCGGAUGUUAACCAGAUUGUAGAAAACUCUACUUUUUACAAUGGUGGGAAAAGCUCAUUAACAGUUGCUGCAAAACGUAUGUUAAGCGUUUGUGUAGAACGUCUUGGAGAAAAAGAGGAAAGAUUGAUGAGAUUAGAAAAAGCCAUCAAUCCUUUAUUGGAUGACAAUGACCAAGUCGGUCUUACGUAUAUUCUUGGCAUUGUUGUUAACAAUAAACUAAAAACAAUGUCAGAAUCUUGGCCAUUCGCCAAACCGGUGAACAAGAAAGUUGUUAAAGAUUACUACAAUAUAAUAAAAGAACCUAUGGACCUAGAAACAAUUGAAAGAAAAGUUAGAUUGCAUAAAUACCAUUCAAGAAAUGAAUUCCUUGCGGACGUUGAAAGAAUACUUAACAAUUGUAUUCUUUAUAAUGGAAAAGAAUCCCCAUUUACACAAAAAGCAGAAAAUCUUGUCCGUGUUGCAAAAAGUACUUUGGACGAAUACGAUGAGCACCUUGCUCAAUUAGAACAAAGGAUUAGUGUAACACAAGAACGAGCACUUGAGCAAGCUGAUAUGGAUUCACUAGGGCCUUGGCUUGGUCAUGAAGAUGACAAUCCAGAACAGGGUGUUUCCAAUCCUGAUGAUUUCGAUUUUAUGAAAGUUGAGGGGUCUGAAGAAGUCAACUUCAAGAAGGAACCAGGUGUACUUGAAGAAGAUCUUCAAUUUUCAAGUGAAGAAGAGCAAGAACUAGAAGAGGUCGGGACUUAUGAAACAGAACCCAUGCCAGACGAUGACAGUCAACAAGUUGCUGAAGCGAUGGUUCAAUUAGGGAAUAUUGCAUACUACACUGAAACCCCACAAGAUGAGAGCAUGGAUGUAGAUCCCAACUAUGAUCCAUCUGAUUUCCUUGGAGGGCUAAAAAGGGAUCAACCCAGAGAAGAGAUAAAAAUUCAAGAUGACCUUGCAGUGAGUGAAUCAGAUGAAGAGAUGCCUCCAGAACAAACAACAGUUCCAAUUGAAGCAACUUCAGUUCUACCCCCAGAUCCUGUUGACGAUGAAGGCCUCUGGUUUUAAUUAUUGUAUAUUUGUAAAUAUUUUUUUCUCUUGUGUUUUAUGUUAUGUUUAAAUGAAA
Molecule: messenger RNA, 5788 nt
Organism: Cimex lectularius (bed bug)
Lineage: Eukaryota; Metazoa; Arthropoda; Insecta; Hemiptera; Cimicidae
Gene: Taf1
Product: transcription initiation factor TFIID subunit 1
Exons: 29
Coding region: 181-5730 (1849 amino acids)
Biological process (GO): RNA polymerase II preinitiation complex assembly; transcription by RNA polymerase II
Cellular component (GO): transcription factor TFIID complex
Molecular function (GO): histone acetyltransferase activity; RNA polymerase II general transcription initiation factor activity; RNA polymerase II general transcription initiation factor binding
Source: RefSeq, a predicted model, not a curated record